GCGAUGCGAACCGUAAAACUGUGUGAAAACGACGCUGAUAUAAACUUACGCUUCGUCCUGCCGGUGUUUCGAUAUUUUACACGCGCCUAAGGAUUCGUACAAGGCUUGGUUUUGAAUUUAAAAAGCGCAGUAUUUAUUAUUAGCGAGUUCCGAAAGUUCGGUUUAAUUAGAUGUUGUGAUGAAUUACUACUAUCAUGUUGCUAAUUUCACAUAUUUCGUGAAUGAGUUAAAUCAGUAUGUUUACGAUUGUGAAAGAUGGUACCAGGCGCGGUCGUUCCAACAAAUACCACGCAAUACAAGAACUGAAGGCUCUCCUUUGAAACCGAAAACCUCGCACACCAGAGGCGCCCUGAGACGACCACCACCAACCAGGGCGGUAGUGAACAGAGUUCCCGAUGACGAAGAACUCGACCCGAACUCUUCAACGCCGUACAGACUACCGAGGCUUCCUGACGUGCUUCCUGCGCCACCGAAACCUAAGGAAUAUGUUUACAAACAGCCACGUACAGCGACGCAUUUCCUCAUACAUAAAGAUCCAAAGCACUCUUCACCGAUGCCAACAUGCACAAGUCCUGAUCUCAGGAUCAAACCAAACAGUACUAAGUGUCGACCGAUUACACAGAACGCGCGUGCAAAAAUUUUGUUCCAGACCUGGCCCCACGAGGGACCUAAAUUACACCGUUUGUUACCCAAGAUAAGUCAACCGGGUGGAGUUGUCGUUUUAACUGACAGCCAGCCGAAAACACCACCGCAAUCAGAAGAGGAAUACAACCUUUUACCACUAUUAGACCAGCGUACUGAACGGUCGGUGGUCAUCGCUAAUAUUAAAGACUUCCCGGAAAGAGUGGUCACAAAGUUCGACAGGCAACUUAACUGGCAACUGUCGCCUUAUACUAACAAGAACUUUGACCGACAGGGUCUCGGGCCAAACCAGGGCCCAUUUUCGAGAGAGCUACCGAUUAAAUGUAUGCCCCCAAAUACUUGGUUAAAGAUGAAAAUAAGGCAUCGGACGAUGGGGAAAAUGCUUUCUUAAUUAAAAAGACAUGAUAUGGCUGUUGAUCGGUGUCACUGCCACGCCAUUCCGCUGUGCUGUUGAAUGAUUGUGCAAGUAGCCUAUGGCAAAUUGCAAACUUUUGUAUAACAAAAUAUUAAAA
This is a messenger RNA of Ciona intestinalis (vase tunicate), 1154 nucleotides long. RefSeq lists its product as uncharacterized. The record is from RefSeq and is a predicted model, not a curated record. Lineage: Eukaryota; Metazoa; Chordata; Ascidiacea; Phlebobranchia; Cionidae.